GAGUUAACCAAGCAGCUGGACGAGGUGACCCAGAACUCAGAGAUUGUGGAGAUCCGUCAGAAGGAAGCUGAAUGUGAACUGGAGGCGGCCAGAGAUCGAGUUCAGCAGCAAGCGACUGAAAUACUGCUCAAAGCCAGUCAGAUCAGCAGCCUGCAGGCCACCCAGAUGACCCAGGAAGCCGCCAUCAGGGACCUGGACAACGAGCGCAGCCGGCUGAAGGACAAAGUGCUGAGGAUGGAAGAAGAGAGGGAGGCGCUGCACAGCCAGAGCCAAGCGCUGGAGGACAGGCAAAAGCAACAGAUCCAGUGCAUGGAGAAGGUACCCCUCUGCGACGAGAAGGCGUCCCACGAGAAAGAAAUGAGCAGCGUUCGCGGCCGAUACGAAGACGACGCCAGCCAGAUGAAGGAGAGCCAGGCUCGAGCUCUGGAAGAAGUGGCCAAGAAACACAGAGCGACCCUGGAGAACGCUCUGAACACCGCCGAGAGGGAGAAGAACCGCCUGCUGGCUGAGUUGGAGCAGCAGUUUGAGAAGGAGCGCCUCUCACUGGAGGAGGAGAAGACGCUCCUCAACCAGCAGCUGGACGAGAUGAGGGAGGAGCUGACAUCCAAACUCACUGCAGCCAAUGAGGAGGUGUCUCGGCUGCAGGAGGAGGUGCAGCAGGGCGAACAGGACAUCGGAACCGCCGAAGGACAGAUCUCCACGCUGAAGGAGGCGCAGGACAAACUGCUGGAGGAGUUGGACGCGACCAGAGCUCGACUGAGAGAGACGAGCAACCUGCUGACUGCACUGCAGGGCGAGCUGGAAAUCCAAAAGCGUCAACAUGAAGCCAAACUCAUCACUACCAAAGAAGAGGAGAAACUCAAAAUGGACAAGAUGGCCCUCGAACUGGAGCUGAAAUGGACCGAAACCCUCAGGCAGGAGUGUAAGAAGCUUCGUGAGGAGCUGAGAGAGGAGCACGAGGAGGACAAGGCCUCAGCUUUAGCUCAGCUGGCACAGAACAAGGAGCAGGAACUGAGCAACGCCAGGGAGAGCUGGCAGAGGAAGGUGGAGGACCUGCUGGAACAGAUCUCCUUGUUGAAGCAGAGUCUGGAGAUGCAGCUGUCCCAGUCGCAGUCGUCGCUGCAGCAGCUGCAGCACCAGUUCAGCCAGGAGAGGGAGCACCUGAGGAUGCAGCUGGACGAGCUGCAGACGGAGCACCAGAGGCGACAGCAGCGUCUGCAGGAGGCUCAAUGCUGCGCCAUGCAGGACAUGGAGCACGCCAGGCAGCGGGACCUGAAGGACCUGGAGGAGCGUCUGCGCCACCAUAACCACGCAGAGCUGCAGUCCAUCAGAGAUUCUCACCGUCAGAGCAUCGAGACGCUCAAACAGCAGUCGGAACAAGAGCUGCAGACGCUUCGCUUCGAGCUGGAGGACGAAGGCAAAGCCAUGCUGG
Scomber scombrus (Atlantic mackerel) is the source of this 1432-nucleotide messenger RNA. Its product is annotated as protein FAM184A-like. Lineage: Eukaryota; Metazoa; Chordata; Actinopteri; Scombriformes; Scombridae. The record is from RefSeq and is a predicted model, not a curated record. The annotation marks the transcript as partial. The transcript has 9 exons.